Penicillium brasilianum is the source of this 2781-nucleotide messenger RNA. The record is from the annotation of a GenBank genome assembly. NCBI's taxonomy places the organism in Eukaryota, Fungi, Ascomycota, Eurotiomycetes, Eurotiales, Aspergillaceae.
CAAUUGCGGGUUCCCAAGUUCCCACUUCAGCAAUUUAGCCGUGACUUUAUCUACAUCUUUUACAAUAUGCCGAUAUAUUAUUGACAGGACUUGCGUACGAAUAAUUUUGGGACUGGAUUGACUUCCUAUCAACUCAAUUUUACUUUUUUACAUGAACGUAUUGUACUCCGUCUUAUUCGCGAAGCACUACGUUUAGUACUCGGCAAUUUGAGGGCCUCUCCUUGUGCCGACUGUGCUCUAGGAUGUGGAUGCCUCACUACAUAUUCCGAACGGCUAGAAAGGCUGUCGACUAUCCGGGUAUGGCCAAGGAUGGGAAAGAAGAGCCCGAGAAAGUCAUUAUCACCGAAUCGAUACCCACAGCACUUCGACGCUGUACCUGGCACCUCAUCCCUAUCUUGUCCACUAUCGCGAUAAUAACCUUGGACCUUAAGGGCUAUUAUCUGGGAGCUGAUCUUAUGUCACCGGUCAGGUCUGAGACCAUUAACCUCAUGUUCCUUCAAUUGGCUGCUAAAGGCCAUGAGAUCAUGAUCGUGGCCAGUCUAGGUCUUAUUGUUUUCCACUUUGUUCGAGAAGAACUGCUUUUUGAAGAUGGAUUGCCGCUCGGGCUCCUAGGUUCCGGCCUCACUUUCAAUAACCUUGAAUUUUUUGUGUCCAAAGAGUUCUAUGGCACUUUGAGAUAUGUCGUUGACUAUGGUAAUAAGCCCAGAAAGAUCCUCUUUCUGAUUGUCGUCGUGGUGGCUGGGCUUAUAGCUGCACUUGCUGGGCCGGCAAGUGCGGUACUACUCGUACCUAAGUCCCAGGAUUGGGCAGCUGGAGGUACUGAAUUCUACAUCAAUGGAUCUGCGAGCGACCUUUGGCCGGAUGACCUAUCUGGAGUCAUGUCGGAGCUUCGGCAAUAUUGCAACCUCAAUGACUCUACCCGACUAGGAAUCUGUCCGGCGGGCGGGUUUAACUCUCUUUGGGAUCACUGGGGUACUGCGAACUUUGCGAAUUUUCGUGCUCUGGACCGUUCAUACGCCAAGGAUAUCUCUGGGUCCAACUUCUACUGGCCAAUAUCCAGUCCGUUGUCUCAAAUCCCACCUCUCUAUGUGCUAGGAAAUAGCAGGGAUGCCGAAAGUGGUGCAACUACCCUCAUUCAACCACAUGCAGCAACAGUGGUAAUCUUGCAAGCCCUAGCGACAGACUGGUGGAAAGUUUUGACAGCCCAACGAGGCAUGUCUCCCGAUCAGGUUGAUGACCGGGAGAUUUCUGCCAAAUUCAGGAGUGCGAUCAGCGUUGUCAGAUGCGCAACCCCGCAGAAUUUGUCGCUCUCAGACAAGACGGUGAAUUUCCCAUCCCUAGAUGGUCGAUUCAACUUCGCCCAAAGCUUGCCAUUUGUGGUAAAAGAUCUCAAUAAUACUGCUGUGAAACAUUUACGUUUCCAAUGGGUCCACCUUCCGGUUAAAUUUGGUGCAGCUAGCAUUGGAGGAGUUUUAGAGGCCCCGUGGGAUUCUAACAAGACCUCGAGAGCUGUGAUCGGUUGUACAAUCCAAGCUGGAUGGGUCCCGGCAACUAUGUACACCAACAAAUACAAUUUCUGGACCGGAUGGUAUCCAUGGGAUAUUCAGUAUGGAGACCGCACGCCUGCCUGGUUUGCCACAUCUCAGACCGCUACGAAUGGUCGAAUAGCUCUUGGAGAUGACUGGCUGAAUCUACUGACGCCACCAAUUGCCGACUCUGAUCUUGGACUUUGGAGACCGUCCACCAUUGAGAGUUUGUUUUUGAAUGCCGGUCUGGGCUCAUCUCUUAAUACGCUUGUUGCGGACUGGCUUGAUACGAGGACUGAAGGAUUGGACAAGCUUGCGCUCAUUGAAGCCAUUAUUUGCAGCGUGAUUGUGGAUGGUAUUAGUCGUACCGGAAGCUAUCGGGUAUUCAAUACUUCAGAAUCAACAUCCGAAUGGUCGCUUGCAAACUACAACCCCUUGCCUGACUUUGAUAAACGCAUCCUGAGGAAUAAGCCUGCUUUGAGGAUUCCUGCAGUCAGCCCCGAGAGUCUUACAAAGAUUGAAGCAAGCAUGCAAAUAAGCGGUUUCUCAUUCAAAGGUUCUCUGGCAGCAUAUCUUGCCAUGGCAGUCCUUCUCACCCACCUUCUUAUGGCAACCGCUUAUGUUAUAUAUGUGAUCCGUAACAGACAGACAUCAAGCAGCUGGGGGUCCGUUUCUGAGCUCAUUGCUCUCUCACAAAACUCCCAACCAGCAUUUGAUGUUUUGGCAAACACCAGCGCUGGUAUUGAGAGCCGCAAAACAUUUCUGCAGAUGGUGAAGAUUCGAGUGAGGGAAGUUCCCAAUUCGUCAGGCAAGAGUGAACAUGUUGAAUUCAUUUUUGGUGACCAUGGGAAUGAUAACUCUAGCUCCCAAAGUCACCAACGAGGUCCCUCUGAGCACGAGCUAGUUGAGCUACGCAAUCAUAUCUCAACUCAUUCUGUGACUUGGCCUCUCAAUGGAAGCGAAAACCACGGGGAAAUCGAUAUGGAUGCUUGGAGUACCUCGACUUCUGCAGAGAGGCUUGUACCUGGUGACAGAAAGGACAGGGAGAAUACGGUCCAGCCUGAUGUAAAAUAUAGCUGAAAUGUUAUCUGGGAUAGUCUGAAAGCUGUAGACGCUCUAAGAUCCCAGCAUGCUGUGUCAUUGCUAGGGUCAUCCUUUCCACACUUCCCAUUCACCAUAUGGAACAUACCUUUUGCUGGCUAGUACUCCUCCCUAUUCAAUUAAAGAUUUUGUCAAAGCGUCUCUUACCACGGCA